Molecule: messenger RNA, 498 nt
Organism: Eimeria tenella
Lineage: Eukaryota; Apicomplexa; Conoidasida; Eucoccidiorida; Eimeriidae
Exons: 1
Coding region: 1-498 (165 amino acids)
Source: RefSeq, a predicted model, not a curated record
AUGGAGGUUGCAGCGGCAGCCGCAGCAACAGUUGAAGCAGCAGUUGCAGCAACAGCUGUAGCAGCGGUUCCAGUGGCGGGUACAGCAGCAGUGCAGCAGGAGUUGGAGCAGCAGCUGCAGCAGCAGUUGCAGCUGCACGUGCUCCAGCAGGUGCAGCAGCAGGUGCAGAAGCAGGUGCAGCCGCAUUUGCAGCAGCAUGUGCUGCAGCAGGUGCAGUGGCAGGUGCUGCAGCAGGUGCUGCAGCAGGUGCAGCAGCAGGUGAAGCAGCAGGUGCAGGUGCAGCAGCAGCAGCAGCACGUGCUGCAGCAGGUGCAGCAGCAGCAGACCUUGAAUUCUUUAAGCGAGCGGAACUUGAGUAGGGGCUCAGAGAGGCGAAUGGAGCAGAAGCCUCCAGCCUACAGAGCAGCAGCAGCAGCAGCAGCAGCAGCAGCAGCAGAUAACAAAAGGCACAAGAUAUACCAAAAAAUGGCCAAAGAAGACACGAAAAAGGGCAGCUAA